Dreissena polymorpha is the source of this 1057-nucleotide messenger RNA. Its product is annotated as ficolin-2-like. The coding region runs from base 61 to 930 and encodes 289 amino acids. The transcript has 2 exons. NCBI's taxonomy places the organism in Eukaryota, Metazoa, Mollusca, Bivalvia, Myida, Dreissenidae. The record is from RefSeq and is a predicted model, not a curated record.
AAAUGUACAGACGUUGUAAGCAAUCGGCAAACUUCAUUCAAGACGACAAAUAGGGCUGAAAUGCAUCUAAUCGGCUUUCUUACGAUUUGCUGUUGUUUCUUUAACCAUAAUGUCGAUUGCGCAUUCUGCCAACAACCAGUCACAGUAACAAAAGGAUGUAUAGAGAAACACAACUGCAACGCCGGAUUCAAAGCACUUGUUCUGUCUGAAGAUGCUGCGGCAGCGAUGAUGGAAGUUUCGUCAUUCUUGAACGCCGAGUAUAAACGCCGUUGUUUGGCAUGCGCAAGCCAUCAGAACCUUUCAACUACACCACGUGACUGUCAGGACUGGUACACUUCGGGGUUUCGUGAUACCGGCGUUUAUACCAUCUAUCCGAGCCCGCGAUUUACAUUUCAGGUCAGGUGUGACAUGGUGACGGAUGGAGGAGGAUGGACAAUUAUACAGAGACGGGUGUCCGCCAGCGACUUCUACAAAUCUUGGGCCGAAUACAAGGCCGGGUUUGGCGAUGAACAAAACUUCUGGCUCGGCAAUGAGAAAAUCUUUGCACUGACAGGCACAGGGGGCUACAGACUACGAGUUGAUUUGACAGCAGUCGGAGGUGCAGCUACAUUCGCGACAUAUCAACAGUUUGCAGUCGCAGGGGAGAAUGAUUCAUACAGAUUGUCAGUGGCAAAUUAUAGUGGAACUGCGGGCGAUAGUCUGUCGUAUUCGAACAACAUGGCGUUCACCGUUAAAGAUCGUGAUAAUGAUAUGUAUAAUGAUAACUGCGCUACGUGGUUGCAAAGCGCGUGGUGGUUCAACAUAUGCCGUCAGGCAGAUUUAAAUGGGCCUUAUGGUGGAGACAGAUAUAUAAGAGGACUUAUUUGGUAUUAUUGGCUUGGUGAAAGAGAGUCGUUAGCAAGUUCGGAAAUGAAAAUACGGAGAAGAUAACUGAUUGCUAAGAAAUGUUAACAUCAUUUCUUUUAAAGUGAGCCAUCAUAUUAAUUGUAGAUGUUUUGUUUACAGACGGCGUUAAAUAUAUUUGUUUUCCGGACUCAAUAUACUGUUAUACAAACGG